AUCAAUAGGCAGGCGGAAGUGACGUUCGGUUUUUGAACCGUUGGCGGUUUGUCCAGGGGGAAGAAGCGAGCACUGGCUGCUAAUGCUCCACAGAUAGACAGGAAUUUACCUUUUAAAGCUGAAUUUUUUAAAAAUAAUACCUAUUGGAAACAUGCAGAACAAGGAGAACCGUGAACCCAGAAACCUCCUCACUCAGACCGUCAGACCUCUCAGAGACGAGAUGAACUCUGCAGCUGUCAUGGGCACUGGUCCUGGCCGAGUCCCAGUGAAGCCCAGCACACAGAAGAAGUUCUCAAUUGAGGACUUUGAUAUCGGCCGGCCGCUGGGAAAAGGCAAGUUUGGGAAUGUGUAUUUGGCUCGAGAAAGGAAGCUGAAGGUCAUCGUGGCGCUGAAGGUGCUCUUUAAAUCCCAGAUGGAAAAGGAAGGAGUAGAACACCAGCUCAGGAGAGAGAUCGAAAUCCAGUCUCACCUCAGACAUCCAAACAUCCUGCGCUUCUAUAACUACUUCCACGAUUCGUCACGCGUGUUCCUCGUUCUGGAGUACGCACCACGUGGGGAGAUGUACAGAGAACUCCAGCGCUGCGGCCGCUUCAGUGAUCAGCGCACGGCCACGUUUAUGGAGGAGAUUGCAGAUGCUCUUCAGUACUGCCACGAAAAGAAGGUGAUCCACCGCGAUAUUAAGCCUGAGAAUCUGCUGCUGGGCUUCAGAGGAGAGCUCAAGAUUGCGGACUUCGGCUGGUCUGUCCACGCGCCGUCACUGCGACGGCGCACCAUGUGUGGCACUCUGGAUUAUCUUCCUCCUGAGAUGAUUGAAGGGCAUUCUCAUGACGAGAAGGUGGAUCUGUGGUGCAUCGGUGUGCUGUGUUACGAAUGUUUGGUGGGAAACCCUCCUUUCGAGGCAGAAAACCAUUCAGAAACAUACAGACGCAUCACCAAGGUGGACCUACAGUUUCCCAGAGUGGUUUCAGAUGGUGCCCGUGAUCUGAUCUCCAAGCUGCUGAGACAUAGCCCCUCCAUGCGCCUGCCUCUGAAGAGCGUUAUGGAGCACCCAUGGGUGAAGGCCAACUCGCGCAGAGUCCUGCCCCCUGUCUGUCAGCCUAAACCCACUCCUUCACACUAGCCUUAGCUCUUACAUGAUGCUUUUUAUCUCUGUAAUAAAAAAAUAUUUCAUGAAUAUGUUGAUGCAGAUGAGUAGCUUUUUUUUAAAAUAUUUUUUUUAGCUGAGUAAAUUCUGCAUCAGUCAUUCUGAUCAUUUAAGGUGCACAUGGUGUGCAGGGGAAUCAGGAUUUCCACCUUACAAGUAUGGCUUCUGCUUGGUGUGUGUGUGUGUAUAUAUAUAAGCAACUGAGCCUUCCUCGUCUCUGCACUGAUUGACCAUUUUAUCAGACAAACCUACUACAUAUGUGCACACUGUAGGCGUACAGUUGCUGGUUAAUCGGUGUUGACCACUAGUCAGGUCCCUACUACGCCCGAGCGUUUUCUCUCUACAGCACUGCUGGUAGCUGGAUUUUUAUUUUUAACACACAUAUAUGUAUCAUACACUGUUUGUCCUUUCUAUGUGUUUAGAGCUUUUUAUACUGUUGGUGCUCUAGUUAAGUGAUGGUCCUGACCAGUAAAGAACAUGCUGUAGUGCUGUUAUGGAGUAUGGUCUUGCUGUAUGGAACCAGUUUAAGUUUGAUGUUUAAAUAAAAACCUUGUAAAAUA
Messenger RNA from Hemibagrus wyckioides, 1704 nucleotides. It is a transcript of the gene aurkb, whose product is annotated as aurora kinase B. Gene Ontology annotation, molecular function: protein kinase activity; ATP binding. Gene Ontology annotation, cellular component: chromosome passenger complex; spindle pole centrosome; spindle midzone. Bases 152 to 1120 code for a protein of 322 amino acids. The transcript has 9 exons. The record is from RefSeq and is a predicted model, not a curated record. Lineage: Eukaryota; Metazoa; Chordata; Actinopteri; Siluriformes; Bagridae. Gene Ontology annotation, biological process: protein phosphorylation; mitotic spindle organization; regulation of cytokinesis.